ACUCUCAAAUAUACAGGUUAUGCUAAGAAUUACAUAGAGUACAGUAGUAUGGAAUGCCGGAAUAUCUUGAGAUUCAAGCAAGGAAGUAUUCAAUUUGUAAUAUCUGUGAUACUUGGAUGGUUUAUGAGCGAAAGAAUAUUGAGUAUUGAUAAAGGAUCUCAAGUAUCAUUUAAUUCAAAUUCUUCUUUUUGUGAUCCAUGUCGUCCACUUGUGUGCCCAUCUUGUGAAAAUCAAGGUCAUCUAUUGCGUAAUACACGAAACUUGAAUGUGGAGAACAGCUAUUUUCGGACGUAUCCAUACAAACCACAAAAUGUUGCAGAAGACAUUCUCUCAAGAUGGAGAUACGUGACGAAAAAACACAUGUUUGAGAAUAUAAAUGGGGAACCUAGGGUGGGGUUGAAUGGCAUGUGGCGAGAAGAACGAGAGUCUAUUGAGAAGUUCGUUACUAAUUAUGGAUCAUCUAGAAACGACAGUUUUAAGAGUAUGCUUCGUAAAACUGAUCCAUUCUAUGGAACUAUAUAUCAUGUUAAUGUUGAAAAAUCAGAACCAUCUGGUAACGAAAUUUUACAGAUUCGCAGAGGUUUUCAGGGCAGUAAACCAAAAUUGAUUGAUAUAUCAUUAGUAGAAGAACGUGAAUUGGUUACUGUGAUAUCACCUGUUAUGAAAGUUUCUCAACGGUUUCAUGCUUUUCUAAACAGAUUUGAGCAUGAUAUUUUGAGGAACUCAAGAGAUGGGUCUGGCAAUGUGAAACUUCUCUUUGUGAUAUUUCAACCUGCAAAAGAAGAUGAUAGUUCAAAAGAAGUUUUAAAAGUAUUGGAUAAUUUCAAAGCAAAAAAUCCCCAUGCGUUUGUUGAGCAUAUUCUUACAACUGGAAAAUUCAGUCGAGCUAUGGGAUUACAUCUUGGUGUACAAAAAUGUUCAGAUAAUGAUUUGAUGUUGUUUUUGGAUGUUGAUUUGAUUGUAACUGAUAAUUUUUUCAACAGGAUACGUCGAAAUACUAUUCAGAAUAAGUCUGUUUAUUUUCCUGUCACUUACUCUCAAUAUGAUCCAAAUAUUAUUGACGAAGCAGCUAAAAUUGAUGGAAUUUCAUCUGAGAUAUGCCAAAAUAAAAUUUCAAUAAAUGAAAGCACAGGGUACUGGAUACAUUAUGCUUUUGGCAUAACAUCGAUGUACAAAUCGGAUUAUAAGAAAGUUGGUGGUUUUAAAUUGGACAUUGAAGGUUGGGGAGGUGAAGAUGUAGACUUGUAUAAAAAGUUUAUUUCUGACCCUGACAUUGAAGUUUUUUCAGCUGUAGAUCAAGAUCUUAUUCAUGUUUAUCAUAGCAGAGGAUGCGACCCAGAUCUGCCUCACGAUCAAUAUCGAAUGUGUGUUGGAGCAUGGGCAGAAACAUUGGGUUCGCAGAUGGAAGUAUCUGCUUUGUACUUAUCUAAAACUCAAUAACUUUAAAUUUCCAUUAUAAUUGAAGUAUUGCAAAGUAAAUUGCAUAGUAAUAUGAUUUGUAUUUAUUGCCGUAAAUGAAAUUGGUAUCAAAUCUAAAAGCUUGGAGAACAUUAAUUUGAAAAAUUCAAAAGGAGGUAUUCAUAUUCUGCUGUUCAGAUAACUGAAUUAGGACUUGUGUUCAUUCAAUCUAAUGAGACAAUACCAUAUCUAUUAAAAUGUAAUUAAGCAUUGGGACCAGGCUUUUCAUUAUUUUUAUCAAGCUACACAGUUCGCAACUCCGAAUUUUGUAUGUCUUUUUAUGGGUUGGUUACUAUGUUGACUAUCUGUCAUUCUUCAAUCAUGUAUCUUCAAUUGAAUCUUAACUUAAUAUUAUUGAACAUAAUACAUUGGAUUACUCUGAAAAAAGUUUUAUAAAAGUUUUAAUACAGUUCUAACAAUUUUUUUCUAUUUGACAGCAACUGGAGGGAUGGUCUGCAAUAAAUUUCUGUUAAAAAAAAUCAUUCCUAGCAAUUAUUUCUCAAAACACUAAAUAAUAUAACACCUGAAAAUGGGUAUUGAAUAAUGAAUACACUAUAAUGCACUAUUUAUAACUCUCUAUACUGACAUUAUUACUCGAUAUAAUUAUACAACAUAAUUACAGGUUGGUUACUAAUUAUCAUUUCUCUCAAUUUCUUAUAACCACAUGUGAAAGAAAGAUAUAGCAGAGCUCGAUUCAAUUUGAAAUGGUGUAUUUAAAUCUGUCUUAUUCCAAAUGCCCACUAAAUACCAAUUUCUUUGUGAUAUAUAUUUUUAUUAUGUUUAUGUCAUAUAAUCUAAUCAUAUUGAAGCACGAAUUUGAUACCAAUGCACAUGUAUGUUAAUUUUUGUUAUAUUGACAUUUUUAUUGCUGUUCACUUUUUGUCAUCCUUAUGAUAGAUUGUUUGUAUCUUGGUAUGGAUAUUCAUAGUGUAUUAAAUACGAGAGCUUUAUAACAAUUCCUUGACUAUAAUUAACAAAUGAGGUUGCUAAUUACACUUGAAAUUCUUUCAAUUUUUCUUAUACUCUAUUUCGAAAUAUUUAUUGUAUUAUGCCUAUAAUAAUUCUGUAUAGUUUUACAAUGCCAUUUUGGGGGUACGGUAUAUCGUUUUUUCACAUUGCCUUGUUUAGUAUUUCUUUGAGCAAUCAAAUGAUUUUUUCCCGUUAAUUGUCGAUUGCAGCACAAUCCUGUAUCCCAGACUCUUCAUUAUUAAUGUCUUUCUAUAUGAAAUAAAUUGACACAACCACUGUUUUUAUUUCAGA
Messenger RNA from Styela clava, 2718 nucleotides. Its product is annotated as chondroitin sulfate synthase 1-like. Gene Ontology annotation, cellular component: Golgi cisterna membrane. The record is from RefSeq and is a predicted model, not a curated record. Lineage: Eukaryota; Metazoa; Chordata; Ascidiacea; Stolidobranchia; Styelidae. Gene Ontology annotation, molecular function: glucuronosyl-N-acetylgalactosaminyl-proteoglycan 4-beta-N-acetylgalactosaminyltransferase activity.